AGACACUUGAAGUUGUUGAACCUGAAUGUUUCGAAUCACGCGCGUGAAAAAUGCUCUACGCGUUCCUCGACGUCUAUGUCAGAUACCCAGGCGCUAUUCAUCGUCCAAUGAUGGGGGCUCUGAGCAUGCGGUCAUCUCUACGUUCGAUCUCUUCAGUAUUGGAGUUGGCCCUUCGUCUUCCCACACCGUCGGUCCCAUGAGAGCCGGAAAGAUCUUCUGCGCUGACCUCGAAGAGUUGAACCUGCUUCAAAAAGUUCACACCGUGAAGAUCACAUUAUAUGGUUCCCUAGCGGCUACGGGUAAAGGGCAUCACACUCCGCAAGCCAUUUUGCUUGGUCUAGAAGGCAGCGACCCCGAGACGAUUGACACUGGGACGAUUCCGUCGCGAUACGAUACGAUUCUAACGGGGAAAUCGCUAUUGCUUUCCGGUUAUCAUCGAAUUCGUUAUGACAUGGACCGUGAUAUGCUUUGGCGCUGGGAUCAAGUCCUCAAGACCCAUCCGAACGGCAUGCGUUUCAGUGUUUUCGAUGAGAAUGGCGACCUCCUGGCCACAAACGAAUAUUUCAGCGUUGGAGGUGGCUUUGUUGUGAAUGACAAGACCAAAGUGGACGAGAAUCUCUUUUACAAAGGCGUCGACAAGAAAGCCGUUCACGGAGCAAGACUGCAUCAAGUCCACGCUCCGGUAGACUCGGACGCCGCUCCUCUCCCCGAACCGUCACCUGAAGGGUCCGAGGACCCGAUCGCAGAGCAUGUCGUGGAGCCGGGUCCGCCCUAUCCAUUUGCCUCUGGUAACGAUUUGCUGGAACUGACAAAAAAGCAUAACAUGACAAUAGCGCAAAUCGUAUGGGACAAUGAGCGUUCGUUCGGAUAUUCUGAUGAGGAGGUGCAUGCCAAGCUUAUGCGCAUCUGGAGUGUGAUGGAUGAAUGCAUUCGCACAGGUGUGUCAACUAGCGAGACCACUCUGCCUGGACGCCUGCGAUUGAGACGUCGGGCACCCAUGCUGUAUCGCCGUCUGAUGAGGGGGUUUUAUCCCGGGAUCUCUGGCACUGCAAUGAUCAAUCCGGUCAUCUCAAGUGGUUCAGCGGGUUGGCGGCCUGACAGUGCUAUUGACUCGCCGAGGGACUCGACGGAUCCAACAGCAGGGUUGCCGAAGCAUUCUGACGAGCCAUUGCCUGUUCGACCGUCAGGUUCGCGUGCUGCCAGAGUAGUAGGCUCGUUCGAGCACGCGGUGUUACCAAUGCCGCCGAGGCGCACCGUCAUACCCGCCAUGGAUUUUCUCAGCUGCUAUGCGAUCGCUGUCAACGAAGUCAACGCCGGCGGUGGGCGGAUUGUAACGUCUCCCACCAAUGGUGCUGCGGGUGUGAUACCUGCCGUUCUGAAGUACAUCAUCGAGUUCGUGAGCGAUGAUCCCGAAAAGAGUGUGAUUACAUUUCUAUUAACUGCUUCUGUGAGAACUGGUUCUGAGCAUGUACUUUAUUUGAGCUCAUCAUUGGGCAGGCUAUCGGAAUGCUGUUCAAACGAGGGAGUACGAUCUCUGCUGCCGAGGGCGGAUGCCAAGCAGAGGUUGGAGUCGCGUGUUCGAUGGCCAGUGCUGGAUUUGCUGCUUGUAUGGGCGGUGGGUGUGCUCUGCUCAGACUGGCUAAUCACGCUUACGUUCUAUCAAAUGAAGCCUCCCCCGAGACUGUGCUCCAGGUGCGUUUGACAGAGAUGGGUCUGGCAUCUAGCCAGUGCUGAAGAGACCUUUAUAGGCGGCAGAGAUCGGCAUAGGUGUGUCGAUAUGUUUGGACGGGAUUUGUGUCUGAUUGUGACCAGAGCAUAAUCUGGGCUUGACCUGUGGUCAGAAUCGCUACUAUUCUCUGUCUGCAGACCCAUUUCAAUUCUUUGCAGAUCCCAUUGACGGCUUGGUACAAAUUCCUUGCAUCGAACGGAACAGUCUCGGAGGUGGGCUGUGUCGUGCCUUCGGCUGUGAUAUAUCUGACCGCCUGCGCAGCUGUAAAGGCUAUCACCGCUGCUCAGCUCUCCCUUGCAAGUGACGGAGUUUAUAGUGUCACGCUGGAUGAGGCCAUAGAAGCCAUGCGACUUACAGCUGCUGACAUGAGCGUCAAAUACAAAGAAACAUCUCUAUCUGGCCUUGCAACCACUGUCAAGAUUCCUCUGACCGUCCCAGCUUGCUAGAUCCUUCCAUCUGCCUCAGUUCUCUAUGCAGUUUAGAGUACCUACUAGAGCGACACGAUCGCAAGUCAGAUUACAAGCUUAUAAACUCACGAGUUGCAACGAACAGCGCCUCUGCGCUCCAGAUAAACUUUCGGCCGAUCUUGCAGCGCUCCAGUGAAUCGAUUUUCGCCGCCACGCCCAACACUCGCGGUUGCCCUUCUUUCCGCACAAUCUACCAUCACCUCCGAAGGCACUCCGUCGUCUCACUUCCGGCCACCGGAACAUCGACCUGCGUGUUACUAGUGAUCGUAUUUCCAAACCUGUUCCGAGGGCGCCUUCGAUUCUUCGAAAGUCGGCUCGUUCUAAUCUCGACGCGAGCAUCCCUCCUAUUUCUCAGGAUCCUGAGUCCUCCGCCAAGGCGGGGCUUGCUCGGGCCAGAUCAAACGCCUCUCGGUGCAUAGUUCCCGAUCACAGUGCUUGAUCCAUUGAAUACUUUCCAUCUACUUGUUGAAUUCGAAUGCGGAGACCAGCCUUUAACUAUCCGGGGAAACGUAAAAGAAUCAGUUGACGAACGCGACGUCCACGAUGCGCAGAUCUUCUUCCGCGAUGGUACGUGGCGCCAAAGAAGCGGACUUAGAAUGUGUGAAGGAGUCGGAGCUUAGUGCACCUCCACUCCUCCACUGUCUAAUGAUCAACUCGCCGCGCUCAUUUCGCCGUCCAAACGCAUUUCGCACUCAAUCAUCCGGCCAGCCGUCGACGGUUACGCCGCUGACGCACCCGCUGCCGUCGUUUUAAUUGCAGGCGCCAGUAGAUGCGGCCAGGAAGAACUCAAGAUUAUUUCUGCUUUCUCUCAGUAACCAGUUGGAGCAAGGCGGAUGGGGUAAGCCGGGCGUGGAUGAAGCUGUGCUCGCCUCCAAGAGUAGAAAGAAUGGCGUGCGUACCCACCGUGUAGUGAUUUGUUCAUUACAUCCGAUUAUUGCCGAAGUCUCAGGUUGUCCUGAUCUACGAUGUCCAUGAAAGCUUUCAAUACACGAUUGACGCGUCUGCUUGGCACGAAGACCCCAAUUGUGUCCGCUCCGAUGGCUGGAGCAGCGGGCGGCGAGUUGGCCGGUCGCGUCUCUGCUGCUGGAGGCUUUGGAUUUCUCUCUGCCGGCUACGGUCUGGGUUCCGACCAGUUCAAGCAACAACUAGAUCUGGCUCGUAACCUUUGUGCUCCUUCACGACGGAUCCCUGUGGGUGUUGGCUAUCUUGCGUGGCAACUUGAGAAGCCCCAAUCUCCGCUCGUCGACCUUCUCCUUGUUGCUCUGGACCAGCGCGUCCAGGCUGUCUGGUUCGCGUUCGGUGCGGAUAUCGAGAAAUGGAUCAGCAUCGUACGCGAGCACGACCGCCGCACGGGCGAGAAGACUCUAAUCUUCGUGCAAGUUUCUACGGCGCAAGAAGCAGUAGUCGCCGCUCGGGAAUGGAAGGUGGACUGCAUUGUGGCGCAAGG
Messenger RNA from Mycena citricolor, 3643 nucleotides. Lineage: Eukaryota; Fungi; Basidiomycota; Agaricomycetes; Agaricales; Mycenaceae. The record is from the annotation of a GenBank genome assembly.